Brachypodium distachyon (stiff brome) is the source of this 1608-nucleotide messenger RNA. RefSeq names its product cinnamoyl-CoA reductase 1-like. The transcript is spliced from 5 exons. The record is from RefSeq and is a predicted model, not a curated record. The coding region runs from base 388 to 1278 and encodes 296 amino acids. Gene Ontology annotation, molecular function: oxidoreductase activity, acting on the CH-OH group of donors, NAD or NADP as acceptor. Gene Ontology annotation, biological process: lignin biosynthetic process. Lineage: Eukaryota; Viridiplantae; Streptophyta; Magnoliopsida; Poales; Poaceae.
AAAACUUUACAGAUAGAUCCCGAUCUUGAUCUCUCCCUAUCUAGGGUUCCCCUUGCCCAAAAAAAUUCAGGUGGUUGGAUGUUAGCAAAUCCGGAAAUGAAAAGCUUAACUUCCACCAAUCAACUUUCCAACAAAAUAAUAAGUCGUGAGGAGAAGCAACGAGGGAAAAAAGAGAGAGAGGAGGACAAGAGAGUUGGAGACAACAGGUCGUGGCCGUGGCAACGAUUAGGCACCACAUAGCGCUUUCGCUUCGUACUGUACGUGUACAUAUGCACCUCCGUCGCAUGUGAGCUCUGUACUCCCGUGCCUAUUUAUUAAGUACUGUACUCACUAAACUGUAAAACGAGCAAUUAGAUCGAUCAAGAGAUUAUCACGGCCCCCGCCGCCAUGCCGUCCAAUUCGGAGGCCAAGGCCAUCGGUAAUGCUGAGAAGCAGCAGCUGGUUUGUGUGACGGGGGCGGGCAGCUUCGUUGGGUCAUGGGUGGUGAAGGUGCUCCUCCUCCGUGGCUACCGUGUCAGGGGAACAGCCAGAGACCCUGCUGAUGGUAAGAACGCCCACUUGCUUGCCCUGGAUGGAGCCGAGGAGAGGCUCACCCUGUGCCGCGCCGACGUCCUGGACCGCGACGGCCUCCGCGCCGCCUUCGCCGGAUGCCGGGGCGUCUUCCAUGUCGCCUGUCCAUGCAGCAACGACGACCCUGGGCUCAUGCCGGCGGCCGUGGAGGGGACGAGGAACGUGAUCAACGCGGCGGCCGAUGCCGGCGUGCGGCGCGUCGUGUUCACCUCCUCCUACGGCGCCGUGCACAUGGACCCCAACCGCAGCCCCGACGCCGUCCUCGACGAGACCUUCUGGAGCGACUACGAAUUCUGCAAACAAACAGGCGAGCUGUACUGCUGCGCGAAGAUGAUGGCGGAGAAGGCGGCGACGGAGGAGGCGGCGAGGCGCGGGCUAGAGCUGGCGGUGGUGGUUCCCUGCGUCACGGUCGGCCCCGUGCUGCAGAGACAGACGCUCAACUUGAGCAUCAUCCACGUCGCCCGCUACAUGACGGGCGUCGUCGAGGCCUGCCCCAACGCCGUCGCCGCCUACGUCGACGUCCGCGACGUCGCGCGCGCCCACGUCCUCGUCUACGAGCGCGCCGCCGCCGCCGGCCAACGCUUCCUCUGCAUCGGCGCCGUGCUCCACCGCGCGCACUUCCUCCGGCUUCUCAAAGAGCUCUUCCCGCAGUACCCCGUCACCGCCACCAAGUGUGAGGAUGACGGGAAGGUGAUGGCGAAGCCGUAGAGGUUCUCGAACCAGAGGCUGAGAGAGCUGGGCUUGGAGUUCACUCCUCUGAGGGAAAGCUUGUACGAGACGGUGGUGUCCUUGCAGCAGAAGGGUCACUUGCCCCUGCCUGAUCCGGCGCCCAAACGUGCACAUCUGUAAACCAAAACAUGCAUUACUGCUUUAAUCCAACUAAUCAGCCCUGCUGUGGUCCAGCUGAUAGUGGGUACUGUCUUCGAUCAUAACUAGUUACUGCGCACAAUAAACAGAUAUGAUCAUACGUAAAUAAAAUCGUUCUAUUGGUCGAUACACAUAGCACGAAAUUGUAGGUCUCGUGGUACUCGGUGAGAU